CACCAGGGGGGCCUUUGCUUCUUUAAAUGCUCUUUCUUUUACUAAUUUAAAAGGGUUACCUUAGUCUUGUUUUAUUUCCUUCUUCUUGUGGGGCGGCUCGUGGUUCUUCGUUCUUUCAGAUAAUCAACCAAAAUGGAACAUAUAUCUGAUGAGAACAAUCCUAAUCUUUUCAAACCCACAAAUUUUCAAGAAGGAGGUGCAGUUAUAGGUUGCAGAAAGUUUGGGCAGGAGAUUAGGCACAACAGAAGAGCUUUAAGUGUCAUUAAUCAGAAUUUAGUUGGUGCUAAAGCAUACCCUUGUGUUGUUAAUAAGAGAGGCUUGUCAGAAAGAAAUGAAAAUUUUGAAAACAACCAGUUUGAUCCAGUGCACAGACCUAUUACCAGGAAAUGUGUUGCCCAAAUUUCUAGUAUUAGUCAACGGCAUCGCCCCGAGGAAAAUAAGAAGCUGAAACCAUCAGUUCCAAGCUCAAAUGAGUUUGGAGAUUGUAUAUUUAUAGAUGUGGAGGAAAGCAAGGCAUCUGUAGACCACCCAGUACCCAUGUUCUUAGAAGAAACAGAAACUAGGCUCAGUGAAGCUGAUGAGAUGGAGGAAGUCGAGAUGGAGGAUAUAGCUGAAGAUGCAAUUGUUGAUAUCGAUGGCUGUGAUGCAAAGAAUCCACUGGCAGUUGUUGACUAUGCUGAAGAUUUGCAUGCCUACUAUAGAAAGAUGGAGAAAUUUAGCUGUGUUUCACCAAACUACAUGGCGCAGCAGUCUGACAUUAAUGAGAAAAUGAGGGCUAUACUGAUUGACUGGCUUAUUGAGGUGCAUGACAAAUUUGACCUCAUGGGGGAGACAUUAUUUCUUACUGUUAAUCUCAUAGACAGAUUUUUGUCCCAGCAAACGGUGGUGAGGAAAAAGCUUCAGUUGGUUGGACUGGUUGCUAUGCUCUUAGCUUGCAAGUACGAGGAGGUUUCUGUUCCUGUUGUAGGAGAUCUUAUCCUUAUAUCAGACAAAGCUUACUCUAGGAAAGAAGUUCUCGAAAUGGAGAGAUUGAUGGUUAACACAUUGCAGUUUAACAUGUCAUUUCCAACACCAUAUGUUUUCAUGAGGAGGUUCAUCAAGGCUGCUCAGUCCGACAAGAAGCAGCUUGAGCUUCUAUCCUUCUUCUUGAUUGAGCUUGCCCUAGUGGAAUAUGAGAUGCUUAAGUUCCAACCAUCACUAUUAGCAGCUGCUGCAAUCUUCACAGCUCAAUGCAGUCUUUAUGGGUUCAAGCAGUGGAGCAAGACAUGCGAGUGGCAUAGCAGCUAUUCAGAAGAUCAGCUAUUAGAAUGUUCAAGACUGAUGGUUGGUUUCCAUCAGAAGGCAGCAACGGGAAAACUAACAGGGGUACAUAGAAAGUACUGCACAUCCAAGUUUGGCUACACAGCAAAAUGUGAACCUGCAGAAUUUUUACUGGAGACCCAUCCAUAGGAGAGGAAUGUAUAGGCAGCUACUGACUAUACCUGAUUUGAUGAAGAAAGGAGGACAGCUAAUACAAUAAUUGAGCAACUUCGGGUUGCCCUUGGGAAUUAAAAAAAGUUUGAAAAUUUUUAAACCUGCAGCAAGCAGCCUGGGUUGAUUUCUUUUUCUGUGUACGUUCAAAUUGAACAUAAUUUCUCACUGUAAUUUUCUGUAUUUCCUUGAUACAAUAAUUGGCCAAUGAUGAUACAUUCUUUU
Messenger RNA from Durio zibethinus, 1695 nucleotides. RefSeq names its product G2/mitotic-specific cyclin-2-like. Lineage: Eukaryota; Viridiplantae; Streptophyta; Magnoliopsida; Malvales; Malvaceae. The record is from RefSeq and is a predicted model, not a curated record.